Messenger RNA from Rotaria sp. Silwood1, 918 nucleotides. The record is from the annotation of a GenBank genome assembly. NCBI's taxonomy places the organism in Eukaryota, Metazoa, Rotifera, Eurotatoria, Philodinida, Philodinidae.
AUGAAAAUAUUAUCUACAAUUUUAGAUCGGGAAUGGAAACAAGAUGGAAUUACAGUUGCUGGAGGAAAUGGAAUAGGAGAUCAAUUAAGUCAGCUCGAUGGCCCUCAAGGAAUCUUUAUUGAUAAUGAUACAACAAUUUAUAUUGCUGAUUUUUUCAAUCAUCGUAUUGUUCAAUGGAGACAUAAUGGAACGAAUGGUCAAGUCGUCGCUGGUGGAAAUGAGUAUGAACAUGAAACUGACCGGUUGAUUUAUCCAAAAGGCAUAAUUAAUGACAAACAAAGGAAUUCUUUGAUCAUUUGUGAUUUUAUGAACAGAAGAGUGAUUCGAUUGUCAAAACAAAAUAAAACAAAUCAACAAAUUCUUAUUUCUAAUAUUCACUGUUAUGGUCUCGCAAUGGACAAAAAUGGAUCCAUAUAUGUUUCUGAUUCGACGAAAAAUGAAGUAAGACGAUGGAAAGAAGGAGAUACAAAUGGAACAAUAGUUGCAGGAGGAAAUGGAAAAGGAAAUAAUUCCAAUCAACUUAAUGUUCCUACUUAUAUCUUUGUUGAUGACAAUUAUUCUCUUUAUGUGUCCGAUAUGAGAAAUCAUCGUGUGAUGAAAUGGAAAAAAGGUGCGAAAGAAGGAAUCGUUGUUGCUGGUGGAAAUGGUCAAGGAGAUAAUCUUGAACAAUUGUCAAAUCCUCAAGGAGUGAUUGUUGAUCCUGAGGGUCAAAUCUAUGUGGCAGACCUUUGGAAUUCUCGAGUAAUGCGUUGGUGUAAAAAUUGUUCUGAAGGUUCAAUCAUUAUUGGUGAAAUUGGUCAAAGAAAAAAAACAAAUCAAUUUUUUCCUAGUGGUUUGUCAUUUGAUAUUAAACAUAAUCUUUAUGUCGCUGAUCAAGAGAAUAAUCGAAUCCAAAAAUUUGAAAUUAUUGGUUCAUAA